This is a messenger RNA of Ilex paraguariensis (yerba mate), 1482 nucleotides long. Lineage: Eukaryota; Viridiplantae; Streptophyta; Magnoliopsida; Aquifoliales; Aquifoliaceae. The record is from the annotation of a GenBank genome assembly.
GUUCCACCAUUUGCAUUCAAUUCCUCAUCUUCUGUUGACGAGUCUUCAGGCCCAAAAUCUAGCGCAUGUUUGGCCAAUGAAGCUUCUGGUCGCACUGACACUGAGCUGAAAAUUUUGGAAUCAGAUAAUGAUGAUAAUAAGAACACUCGGAAGGCUGCAGAUAUGAUAGGAAAAUCAGAAACUCCAUUUGCUGCCACUCUGAUUACUACUGGCAGCGCCGCCGCCUCAAUUGCUGCAUCCAAUAACAGUCUUUUUGUAUCUACUGCAGCAUCUUCACUCCCAGCGGCACCCAUUUUCAAGUUUGGGUCCUCUCUUUCUCCACCAACUCCUGUUUCAGCUUUCUCAAUGACAUCUAGCAAAGAAUGCACAGAUAUAAAGGAUGAAUCUAAGAAGGAAAACCUAACCAGCUCACCUUUUGGUGGUACAUCAUUUGCAAUGCCAAGCACAGGGAGUGGUAUUUUUGGACUAAAUUCUUCAGUCACUUCAUCAACUGCCAAUAAUCAGUCACAGGGUUCUCUUUCUGGCACUGGCAAUGGAGCCAUGGUUAGUGCACAAUCAGCUGCUACCAGAUCAGGGGUGGCAACUGUGUCACAGAGCAUGUCUGUUCAAUUUGGUUCAUCUUCCUCAUUGCCAAUCACUGGGACUUCUGGGAUUUCAUCUUUUAAUUCUAGCAGUUCUCUCUUAGGUUCUGCAGUUCCUGCAGCUAAACUGUUUGGUUCGGGUUCUAGUUUCAGUUUGAGUUCUUCAGCUUCUUCUUCAGAGAUGAAUCAGGUUAACUCCACUAAUGGGCCUACUUCUAGCAUAUUUAGCUUUGGUGUCAGUUCUUCAGCUUCCAUUUCUGGGACCAACUCUGUUAGCUCCGACAGUGGUGCUCCUUGCAUAUUUGGUUCCGGUUGGCAGCCCACCCAGUCACCCAUCUUUACUUCCACAUUUAAUACUCUGUCUCCUUCUACUGGCUUCUCCUUUGGAGCAUCCUCGGCUUCUGUUGCUGCUAGCAACAAUGCACCGUUGGUGUUUGGAUCCUCUACUGGUGCCACGUCGCCGGCAAUUUUCUCAUUUACUAACGCUUCUGCUAUGACCUUGUCUUCACCAUCUCUUUCUCAAACGCAGCCCGUAUUUGGUAACUCUAACUCUGUCUUCACAGCAUUCUCAGCCAAUGGUGAUCAAACGAACAUGGAAGAUAGCAUGGCCGAGGACCCUGUGCAGGCAUCCACACCUGUAGUUUCCAUAUUUGGUCAACCGCCCAUCUUGUCUCCUCCAGCUGGCUUUGGCGUGUUUGGUUCAACAGCCCCAUCACCAGCAAUUCCCUUUCAAUUUGGUGGCCAACAGAAUCAAGCCGCUCCGCAGAACUCUUCUCCUUUUCAGGCAACGAGUAGUCUAGAAUUCAGUGCGGGAGAGAGCUUCUCAUUGGGCUCCGGUGGCGGUGAUAAAUCUUCGCGUAGGUUUGUAAAAGUUAAUAGAAACAAAAACCGGGGGAAGUAA